AUGGAUGUUCUCACUCGCCAAAAGCAAGAGAAGAGGUAUGCACUGCGUCCCACUGUGUGCUGUGUAUUUUCUUCCUUCCUCAUAGUAAGCAUAUCACAGGCAUCCGUGAUCGCAACUUACAGGGCCUGGAGGGGAAGCAAGUUGGCCCUAUCACCUCGGCGGGAACUACGAUCAACCAAUAGGAGGGGCGUGAAUACUUUUUCUCCUGAAGGAAGAUUAUUUCAAGUGGAAUAUGCCAUUGAGGCUAUCAAGCUUGGUUCUACAGCCAUUGGGAUCCAGACAUCUGAGGGUGUGUGCCUAGCUGUGGAGAAGAGAAUUACCUCCCCACUUAUGGAGCCCAGCAGCAUUGAGAAAAUCGUAGAGAUUGAUGCUCACAUAGGUUGUGCCAUGAGUGGGCUAAUUGCUGAUGCUAAGACUUUAAUUGAUAAAGCCAGAGUGGAGACACAGAACCAUUGGUUCACGUACAAUGAAACAAUGACAGUGGAGAGUGUGACCCAGGCUGUGUCCAAUCUGGCUCUACAGUUUGGAGAAGAAGAUGCAGAUCCAGGUGCCAUGUCUCGUCCCUUUGGAGUAGCGCUGUUAUUUGGAGGAGUUGAUGAGAAAGGACCCCAGCUAUUCCAUAUGGACCCAUCUGGGACCUUUGUACAGUGUGAUGCUCGAGCAAUUGGCUCUGCUUCAGAGGGUGCCCAGAGUUCCUUGCAAGAAGUUUACCACAAGUCUAUGACCCUGAAAGAAGCCAUCAAAUCUUCACUCAUCAUUCUCAAACAAGUAAUGGAGGAGAAACUGAACGCAACUAACAUAGAGCUAGCCACAGUGCAGCCUGGCCAGAAUUUCCACAUGUUCACAAAGGAAGAACUUGAAGAGGUUAUCAAGGACAUUUAAAGAAGCAUGAUCUUCAGAACUUCUGGGACAAUUUCAGUUUUCGCAAUUGCCCUUAAGUUUUAUUUCCAGCUCCUUUUUCUUAGAAAAUCUCCAGUGUAUGUGCAUUUUUUAAAAUGAUAUCUGUACAUAAAGGCAACUCUUAAAUAAAAAGAAUUUAAAAAUAAAAA
Messenger RNA from Choloepus didactylus (southern two-toed sloth), 1049 nucleotides. Its product is annotated as proteasome subunit alpha type-5-like. The transcript is spliced from 3 exons. Gene Ontology annotation, cellular component: proteasome core complex, alpha-subunit complex; nucleus; proteasome core complex. The record is from RefSeq and is a predicted model, not a curated record. Gene Ontology annotation, biological process: proteasome-mediated ubiquitin-dependent protein catabolic process. NCBI's taxonomy places the organism in Eukaryota, Metazoa, Chordata, Mammalia, Pilosa, Megalonychidae. The coding region runs from base 1 to 882 and encodes 293 amino acids.